UGCUGCCCCCUCCCCCAGCCCGCAGAGGCGGACGCGGAGGCCGCAGAGGAGCCGGGCUCGUGGGAGGAGACGUUCAAGACGCACACGGACUCCAAACCCAACGGCCCCACGUCGGUGGGGCUGGACUUCUCCCUGCCCGGCUUCGAGCACGUCUACGGCAUCCCUGAGCACGCGGACAGCCUGCGGCUGCGCACCACCGAGGGGGGGGACCCGUACCGCCUCUACAACCUGGACGUCUUCCAGUACGAGCUCUACAACCCCAUGGCCCUCUACGGCUCCGUCCCGCUGCUGCUGGCCCACAGCGCCCGCAGCACCCUCGGCAUCUUCUGGCUCAACGCCGCCGAGACCUGGGUGGACGUCAGCUCCAACACCGCCGGCAAGACGCUUUUCGGGAAGCUGCUGGACUACAUGCAGGGCGGCGGCGAGACGCCGCAGACCGACGUGCGCUGGAUGUCGGAGAGCGGCGUCAUCGACGUCUUCCUGCUGCUCGGCCCCACGCCCGCCGCCGUGGCGGGGCAGUACGCUGCCCUCACCGGCACCCAGGCGCUGCCGCCGCUCUUCGCCCUGGGCUACCACCAGAGCCGCUGGAACUACCACGACGAGGAGGACGUGGCGGCGGUGGAGCGCGGCUUCGAGGAGCACGCCAUCCCCUGCGACGUGCUCUGGCUCGACAUCGAGCACGCCGACGGCAAGCGCUACUUCACCUGGGACCCCAGCAAGUUCCCCCAGCCCCGCGCCAUGCUCGAGCGCCUGGCCGCCAAGAAGCGCAAGAUGGUGAGCAUCGUGGACCCGCACAUCAAGGUGGACAGCGCCUACCGCGUGCACAGCGAGCUGCGCGCCCGCGGCUUCUACGUCAAGACCAAGGACGGCGGCGACUACGAGGGCUGGUGCUGGCCGGGUGAGGGGGCUGAGGGGUAGGGGGGCCUGGGGGGGGGGCA
Molecule: messenger RNA, 938 nt
Organism: Oxyura jamaicensis (ruddy duck)
Lineage: Eukaryota; Metazoa; Chordata; Aves; Anseriformes; Anatidae
Product: neutral alpha-glucosidase AB-like
Exons: 6
Biological process (GO): N-glycan processing; carbohydrate metabolic process
Cellular component (GO): glucosidase II complex
Molecular function (GO): glucan 1,3-alpha-glucosidase activity; carbohydrate binding
Source: RefSeq, a predicted model, not a curated record